Messenger RNA from Meleagris gallopavo (turkey), 299 nucleotides. The record is from RefSeq and is a predicted model, not a curated record. Lineage: Eukaryota; Metazoa; Chordata; Aves; Galliformes; Phasianidae.
GCGCGCAUCGCCAGCGCGGUGUUCGCCCUGAUCGUGUUCGCCUGCCUGGUCGGGGAGGGCUACACCAACUCGCCCCGCUCCUCGCAGCUCUACUGCGUCUUCAACCACAACGAGGACGCCUGCCGCUACGGCAUCGGCAUCGGCGUGCUCGCCUUCCUGGCUUGCAUUUUCUUCUUCAUGGUGGACGCCUACUUCCCGCAGAUCAGCAGCGCCGCCGACCGCAAGUACCUGGUGCUGGCCGACCUCGGCUUCUCGGGUACGGCCUGGGCCGGGCUCCCGGCAAUGGCGGUCCCGUGACG